GAAUAUGGCAACUGCCAGAAGAAUGUAAUGCACAGCUGUUAGUUGUUUUUUUUGCAAACUUUGGACAUCUAUAAAAGUGAUUAUUUAAGUUUUAUAUAUAAUAUACUGCACGUAAGACAGCUCAGGAAAUAUCACGGCCAAUAUUAAAUAUAAGUGUAUGUCAUGAAUGAUAGCAGCGAAAGUAAUAGCAGCCAAGGGACUGCAGACACACCACUUCCCUUGCCUCAUAUACCGAUAGUGACAUCAGUCAGUUGCUGCUUCAUACUUUCUAUCAUAUAUAUAGCCAGUUUAUAUGUUUGGAAUACCAAGCAUAAUCGGGAUCACCCGUCGACGGUGAAGAGACGUUUCAUCAGCGUUAUCAUUGUUAUGCUUAUAGCACCGCUUUUCGUAUAUAAAUUUUCUUCACGCGAACUACUGGAGCGCGCUACAUUUGCGGAAAUUUUAGGUUUGAGAUGGCAGGGACUCUUUCUGGCCAUUACAAUACCUUAUUUGCUGACCAUACUAUUAUUUUUGGGUCCACUGUGCGUGCAGAUGCAAAAUGAGUCUUUAAAAAUGUUUUUGGAUACUGAUUUUUGGAUUGGUUCAUUCAAAAAUAUACUUUGGAUACGCAACCAUGUGAUGGCGCCAAUCAGUGAGGAAUUCGUUUUUCGCGCCUGCAUGAUGCCAUUGAUAAUGCAGAGUUUUUCACCCGUGACAGCUGUGUUCAUAACACCAUUAUUCUUUGGCACCGCACAUAUACACCAUAUAGGCGAACGUCUUAGCUUAGGCAUGGAAUUGAAAACUGCCUUAGUGAUAUCAUGCUUUCAGUUAACAUACACUACAAUCUUUGGUUUCUACUCGGCAUUUCUCUUUGCGCGCACUGGUCAUUUCGUCGCACCAUUCCUUGUGCAUGCAUUCUGUAAUCAUAUGGGCUUACCAGAUGUCCAAGAUUUGUGGCAGCAACAUUUAGUGCGUCGUAUUCUACUUAUUAUAUGCUACAUUGUUGGUUUAGUUGGUUGGAUCAUAUUACUGCCAAUCGCCACACAGCCUUCACUAUAUUCUAACAAUUUAUAUUGGAACGUAUAAAAUAUGGCACAAACUACCAUAAAUUGAAAU
Messenger RNA from Zeugodacus cucurbitae (melon fly), 1095 nucleotides. RefSeq names its product CAAX prenyl protease 2 (gene Sras). Lineage: Eukaryota; Metazoa; Arthropoda; Insecta; Diptera; Tephritidae. The record is from RefSeq and is a predicted model, not a curated record. Gene Ontology annotation, molecular function: metalloendopeptidase activity. Gene Ontology annotation, cellular component: endoplasmic reticulum membrane. The coding region runs from base 163 to 1065 and encodes 300 amino acids. The transcript has 3 exons. Gene Ontology annotation, biological process: CAAX-box protein processing.